CUUUGCUCAGUGUCUCAGACAAAAGUGGACUGGUGGAUUUUGCCAAACGCUUGGCUUCGUUUGGCCUUUCUUUGGUGGCUUCUGGAGGAACAGCCAAAGCUCUCCGGGAUGCUGGUCUUGCUGUCAGGGACGUGUCUGAGAUUACCGGGUUUCCUGAGAUGCUCGGAGGACGAGUGAAAACUCUGCAUCCCAUUGUACAUGGAGGUAUUCUGGCACAAAAUGUUGCAGAAGACCGAUCUGAUAUUGAAAAACUUGGCUUCAGCUUAAUAAGAGUUGUGGUUUGUAACUUGUACCCUUUCGUGGAAACAGUGUCUGGUUCAAAUGUCACCGUGGCUGAGGCAGUGGAAAAGAUUGAUAUCGGUGGAGUGACACUGCUGCGUGCUGCAGCUAAGAACCAUAUGCGAGUGACCGUAGUGUGCGAUCCUCAAGACUACUCCUUGGUCGCUGGAGAAAUGGAGAAAUCUGAGGCAAAGGACACUUCGGUGGAAACCAGGAAGUCCCUGGCGUUGAAGGCUUUCACUCACACAGCACAAUAUGAUAGGGCCAUUUCAGACUACUUCAGGAAGGAAUACAGCCAGGGAGAGUCCCAGCUUCCUCUGAGAUAUGGAAUGAAUCCUCACCAGGCUCCUGCACAGAUCUACACCAUGAGACCCAAACUCCCAAUUAAAGUUUUGAACGGCUCCCCUGGAUUCAUCAACCUCUGUGAUGCGUUGAAUGCCUGGCAGCUUGUGAAAGAACUGAAGGGUGCUCUGGGCCUUCCUGCCGCUGCUUCCUUCAAGCACGUUAGCCCUGCUGGUGCUGCUGUUGGUGUACCACUGACUGAGGACGAAGCCAUGGUCUGCAUGGUGCAUGACAAAUUCAGUGAUCUCACACCCCUGGCUAUAGCAUACGCAAGAGCCAGAGGUGCUGACAGGAUGUCUUCUUUUGGUGACUUCAUCGCUAUCUCUGAUAGCUGUGAUGUUCAGACUGCCAAGAUCAUCUCCAGAGAGGUGUCUGAUGGAAUUAUUGCUCCUGGGUACGACGAGGAAGCCUUGGAAAUCCUGUCCAAAAAGAAAAGUGGCAGCUAUUGUGUCUUGCAGAUGGAUCCGGAAUAUGAACCAGACAAGCUUGAAAUGCGGACUAUUUUCGGAUUACACUUGAUGCAGAAGAGGAAUGAUGCGAUGAUUGAUCGCUCGUUCUUUGAAAACGUAGUCACCAAGUCAAAGGAUCUUCCCGAGUCUGCCAUUCGGGACCUUAUUGUAGCCAGCAUUGCUGUUAAAUACACACAGUCCAACUCAGUGUGUUACGCAAAGGAUGGACAGGUGGUUGGCAUUGGUGCCGGCCAACAGUCCCGUAUCCACUGCACCAGACUCGCCGGGGACAAGGCCAACCACUGGUGGCUUCGACACCAUCCAAAGGUGCUGUCCAUGAAGUUCAAACCAGGCACCAAACGAGCAGAGAUUUCAAACGCUAUCGAUCAAUAUGUCGGUGGGCCGAUGGAGGAGGAGGACUUUGCCAAAUGGCAGCAAAUGUUUGUGGAGGUGCCAGAGCUCCUCUCGGAUACCGAGCGGAAGAACUGGAUUUCCCAGCUGAAGGCAGUUGCUUUGAGCUCAGAUGCUUUCUUCCCAUUCCGUGAUAAUGUGGACCGAGCCAAGAAGAGUGGAGUAGAAUUCAUUGCAGCACCUCCUGGAUCAGUCGCCGACCAAAUAGUGGCAGAGGCGUGUGAGGAAUUGGGUAUUACUCUGGUUCAUACCAAAAAACGGCUCUUCCAUCACUGAGAGCGAGCGACUGAGCACAUGUUACUUACAAAGCGGACGCACUAUUGAUGUCGAUCGAUAUGGUUACAAUUGUACUUACAAGACACUUGUGUUUGUCGCAUUCCCAUGACUUGGUCUUUUCCAUCUAAAAGUGUUUUUUUGUUUGAAAAACAGGCUAAAUCCCUUUAAAAAUAAAAGUUAACACAGCAA
Messenger RNA from Callorhinchus milii (elephant shark), 1946 nucleotides. RefSeq names its product 5-aminoimidazole-4-carboxamide ribonucleotide formyltransferase/IMP cyclohydrolase (gene atic). Gene Ontology annotation, cellular component: cytosol. Gene Ontology annotation, molecular function: IMP cyclohydrolase activity; phosphoribosylaminoimidazolecarboxamide formyltransferase activity. Gene Ontology annotation, biological process: 'de novo' IMP biosynthetic process. The record is from RefSeq and is a predicted model, not a curated record. NCBI's taxonomy places the organism in Eukaryota, Metazoa, Chordata, Chondrichthyes, Chimaeriformes, Callorhinchidae.